CGAUAUUCACACGUGUCCAUGUUCACACGUUAUCAUAAACUCACCAUUAAGUUAUGUUGGAAUAUAGAAUGUUUAAGUUGCCAUCAUAUGAUAACACAGUCUUCUGUAUUAAUACAGGUCAUUCGUCUUAAGGUGUGUCCAUUAAGCAAAAUUCGAUAAGGAUAUUUAACGGUGUAUGCUUAGACGCGUGUACAAGCAGAAUUUCUGAAAACGAGUCGAUUUUCUUUCAAAAUCAAGGAAGUAAAUAUGGAUAACAGUUUUUGAAAAUAUGAAAUACUAGAAGUUGCGAAACGGAAUUUCUUCAGUAAACAUCAACUAUGGAGUGGAAAUAUUUUACGAUUUUUCUUUAUAUAACAGUGCAGUUUGCAUCUGGGGCUAAUGACACAGGUACAACGUCAACGUUAUCAACAACGUCAACGUUAUCAACAACGUCAACGUUAUCAGCAACCUCAACGUUAUUAACAACAUCAACGUUAUCAAUGACGUCACCGUUAUCAGCAACGUCAACGUCAAAUGCACCAUUAUCGUCAUCAGAAACGCCAACAGUUUCCACCACAGCAACGAUUUCUCUAAGUCCUACUCCUUCAGUUUCAUCUACAACUGUAGCUACGAAACACCAGUCUACGGGAAAUACAGAAAAUUCGAAUACAUCAACCGUAGCUAGUUUGAAUACAUCUUCUACAGCUAGUCCGGAAGCAUCUAAUACAGCAAAUAUUUCACCUACUAUAGUUAUAGUUUCAACGACGUCGACUUCAUUUACUUCUUCACUUUUGGUAUCAAGUUCCUCUGGAGUAGUUCAGUCGUCCGAAAGUACACCAACAUCUAGUUUAGUUGUUUCAAGCAGUUCAGUUGCAACAGCAAGUUUGACUAGCUCUUCUAUCAACUCUUCAAAAACGUCAGCAAGCGUAACAACGACUGUAGCAGUUUCUUCUACUAAUUCUUUACAAACGUCUUCUUCUGUCUCAAUAUCACCGACAUCAACUUUACAUACUUCUUCAUUCUCGUCACAAAUACCUUCUACAAGUAGUGUAGUUGUUUCAUCAACCACAGUUUCCACGUCAAAAAAGUCAGAGACAGUAUCCUCCUCUUCGAUUACUUCUUUACCGCCGUCAACAAGUACUGUAUCGAUUGCACCUACUACAGCAAGUACAACAAGCUCUGCUUCGAUUAAACCUACUAGUACAUCAAAUGUAACACCAAGUUCAAGUGUAACGGUGCCGUCAACAUCAACGACUAAGAAACCAGAAAGCAACGCUUCAAAGGAUAAAAAAUCGGGUCUUUCUUCUGGAGGCAAAGCUGCAAUUGGAAUAUUUGUUACAGUCUUGAUAAUAGCGAUAAUUGCAGGCUUACUUUGGUUAAGGAAGAAAAAAUGGUUUAGAGACGGGACCUCCAUAUCAUCUUCAAUACGAUACAAGCCUUGGAAAUACACGGACGAAGCGUCUGUUGAUAUACACCGGUGAUUGUAGAGGUAUGUUUGGCAUAAAGGAAGUGAAGUGGUGUAAAAGACCGUAAGACAUUGUGAUAAAAGUGUAUGAAUUAGUGUCGACCUCUAGGUUACGUUUUUAUGACCGGCCUUAUUAGAUAAAUGCUUGCGUAAAUCCAUGCUAAUUUUCCCCGCAUUUUUCGAAGAAAAAAGGGGGAUAUACAAAUAGGCUCCGUCCUUCCGUCCGUCCGUCACACUUCGUGUCCGGCCCAUAACUCAGCUAUCCAUAAAGGGAUUUUAAUAUAACUUCGCAUUCUUGUUCCCCGAAAUAAGACGAUGAGACAUGCGCGAGACUCAGACCUCUAGCAUUAAGGUCACACUAAAGAGGUCAAAGGAAAACAGGGUAUAUUUCAUGUCCGGUCCAUAACUCUGCCAUUCAUCAAGGGAUUUUGAAAUUACUUGGCAGACGUGUCAUGCGCAAGAUCCAGAUCCCUAGCUCUAAGGUCAAGGUCACAGAGGACAAAUGUUAACAGGAUCUGUUUCGUGUUGCCAUUCAUCAAUGGAUUUUCAAAUUAUUUUGCACAAAUUCUCCCCAUAAUGGGAGGACGUGUUCUGCACAAGACCCAAACCCCUAGUUAUGAGGUCAAGGUCACACUUAGAGGUUAAAGGUUAACAUGGUCUGUUUCUUGUCCGGUCAAUAACUCUGCCGUUUAUCAAGGGAUUUUAAAAUUACUUGGCACAAAUAUUCCCUAUAAUAAGUUAAUUUGUCAUAUGCAAGACUCAGGUCCCUAGCUCCAAGGUCAAGUUCACCUUUGUCUGGUUUGUAACUUUGUUAUGCAUGGUGUAUAUUCAAAUAACUUGGCACAAAUAUUCACCAUUGCAAAACAUUGUGUCAUGUGCUGAGGUCAAGGUCAGGGGCACCUGAGUUAACGUUCUUAUUCCUUUUUUAUAUGAUAAAGAACGUUAUUAUGAAAUCUAUAUUGAUAGUCCUUUCCAAUUGUCUAGAUGUAGUCACAAAACAAUGCGACGUCGUACACAAUUUACUACGAAAAAUGACUAAAGACUGCAGAUAUUUGCAUUUAUCUUGUCGCCUACAAGUUUCUUGCAUUUCUAUUGGUCAAUAGACGUCACGUGGAGACAAGAUAUAUUCACAAUUCUGCUAGCACAUUUCAGAUAUGAAUUUUGAUUUUAAAAAAUGGCUGCCGCUUUGUUAAUUUACAAAAUAUUAGAUAAUAGCGUGUAAGUAAAGGGUAGUCGGCAAGAUAAAAUCGCUUCGCUCUCGCCUGAUAUGGAUUUCCUCGACAGCGUAUAUCCCGUAUCCUGUCACCAACAAGCAGUGUAACUAAUAAUAAUUACAUUCGCCCUAUUCGUUUUCAUUGAACAUUUUGACGUUCAUUUCGUAUGAACAGCAAAAGGAAAGGCGCGAAAUUUGCGUCAUCGCUGCUUAGUGAUAACCGACCGCUGUUUUGACGACGUCCGCGUAUAGUCACGGAGAACGUUCCUUAGAUGACGUUGCCGUUAUUCCGUGUUUUGAACAGAAUGGAUGGGAAGCUGAUUUUAAUGUUAAAUGCCACAGAAUGUGUGCAAUUUAUAAUAUUAUCUUGUUUACAAAUGGAAAGAAAUUAUAAUGUAAAUAUAAGAAAUGAAAUGAUUUUUUCGGUGUUCAUGCGAAAUGAACGAUAGAAUAGGAUCGGCAAAUUAAACAUGAACGACGAUGAAUCACGAUUCAUGUUUAAUUUGCCGAUCCUAUUCUGUCGUUUAUUUCGCAUGAACACCGAAAAAAUCAUUUCAUUUCUUAAUUGAUUUUUAUACUUAUAAAUAUGGACCCUAGGUCGAUAUCGCUUUUAUCAGGUCGAUAAAUCCACAUACCGACCUCACCAAAAUGCAAUAAUUCUAUAAUACAUGUGUUUUAUAUCAAUUUUCCCACUAUUCUAAGUAUUAAAUUAUGUUUUAAGUAAGAUGAUUGGUAUUGAUAGAUAUAAAAAGCAGUAAACAACUGUAGACCUGUAGAAAUAAACCAGGCACAAGUUAUAAGUUAAUAGUGUGUAUAGGUACUAUGGUUACAACACAUAGGUUGAUUAUAUGUAGUUGCAGCACUGUAUCAAGGCAUUAGAAAUAACCUUUUCUAGUGUGUACUUGCUUAAUAUGAUAAAAUAUUUCAUUACAUUUUUAUUUAUUUUUUUCUUACCAGUUUAAAAAUAGUAUCACAUUAAAUCUUAAAAAUACAGAUAGCUCUAUAAGCAUUUAAAAGCAUUCUCCAGUUAUAGAUUUCCUGACAUUUUCAUAAUGUCUUCAUGAAUGAUAUGUUAGAUAGUUAUGAAUUAUGUACAUUGUUAUGUUGCCGUAUUUCUUUGAAUAUGUUUUAUUUUCAUGUAAUAUACAUGUUUUGUGAAAAAUCUACCUAGGCGGUGAACGUUGGUAACUCUGUUACAAAUUCUUGUUGAAGUUGUAUAUAAUCUCUCAGAAAUGUACAUACAGUGUAUAUACAUGUGAUUAAAAAAAUCCAGAAAUCUAUCACACAGUU
Mercenaria mercenaria is the source of this 3947-nucleotide messenger RNA. RefSeq lists its product as uncharacterized. The record is from RefSeq and is a predicted model, not a curated record. NCBI's taxonomy places the organism in Eukaryota, Metazoa, Mollusca, Bivalvia, Venerida, Veneridae. The transcript is spliced from 4 exons. The coding region runs from base 318 to 1460 and encodes 380 amino acids.